GUUUCACGUUUGCGUUCAGUCAGUUCAGUAUUUACUUCGUCGUGAUUGAAAUCGAUUCGUUCGUUCGUCCGUUGCCUUCAGCUGUUUUGUGAUGAUGGCGUAGGUACUUCUGUUUUCGGUAAGAUUUUCUGAUAUUGCCUCGCGUGUGUGGAAUUAAACUGAAAAAAUAUGUAACAAACGGCGACAACAACAAAGUGAAUAACAGUCAAGAAAGGGUUGGUUUAUUGUAAAUAGCAACAACAAGUUCGCUUCAAGCAAAGCAAAGAUCUCCUGAAUUUGCGACGCGCUGUGCUUUUUUCCUGUUACAAUCGCAGUGUGCUACGUUUAUCACUCCGUUUAGUUUCUGGGGCACUUAAGAAUUUGUGAUACAUAGGCGUGAUGCUGUGCUGUGCGUUGCAUUAACUGCGUGGUUUCGAUCGACGGAAGCAUUUAGUGGGGAAUAUGAGUCUUCUCAACCAAGCAUAGAGCGAUACAUUUCCUCUGAAAAUACGACUAGGAAUAUUCCUGGCCUGCAUCACUACUGAGCCUACAAGUGAAAGUGUGGCCUUCCACCGUUCCUUUAAAAAAAAGUGAUUGAAAAAAAAAUUGAACAAGCCAACCACGUAACCAUUUUGUGCGGGGAUUGUGAAAUUUAGCUUUACCAAAAAAGAAAUAAAAAGAUAAAAGGGGCAAUCAAUUUAAAAUCCCACGAAGAAGAGACGGGGAAACCCUGUAAAAGUUAGUUCUUGAAGCAAAAGGAAACCCACCACCAAUAAUCCUCGAAGAGGAAACCAGUUUCCGUUCCACAAAAGAAGAGCCCCAAGUGAAAGUCAAGUCGUCAAAAUUGGUUUCUUCAAAUUCUUCAGUGAAAACCUGACGGAAGCGGCAGCAGCAGCAUCAGCCGCCGCGGCACUGCUUCCUUCACCUGAACAACUAGCCGAAGCCACCGUCGCAAUGGACGAGGAUGAUGAGGUGGCCGACAUCCGGGAGCAGAUAUUUCAUAACACCGUGCGGGAGCAUAUCAUUUUCUUGCUACUGUUCCUGUUGCUUUACCUUGGAAGCUUUGCGCUGAUCGGACGUUUCCGGCGCCGGGACCGGGAGGAUUUAUUCUCCACCGACGACGACGAAAUCACCGUCUACAGAAUCAGCUUAUGGCUCUGUACGUUCUCGUUGGCCGUGGCCGUGGGAGCGGCACUUCUCCUGCCAAUAUCAAUCGCCAGCAACGAGGUACUGAUCCUGUACCCGAACAGCUACUACGUAAAAUGGCUCAACAGUUCACUGAUUCAAGGUCUCUGGAAUCACGUGUUCCUGUUCUCUAAUUUGGCGCUCUUUGUGCUGCUGCCAUUCUCCUAUCUCUUCACCGAGUCGUCCGGUUUCAGCGGGCACAAAAAAGGAGUCAUGGCUCGGGUCUACGAAACUUUCACGGUGUUUUCGCUGCUGGCGUUCAUCGUUUUCGGCAUGACCUACGUCAUUUCGGCCCUGCGGGAUCCGGACCGCAACAGCUUCCAGGCGCUGUUCAAUCUUGGAAAAUAUCAUCUGCCAUUUCUUUACUCGUGUGUAUCAUUUUUAGGAGUACUUUUACUUUUAGGUAAGUUUUUUUAGAAUAAUUAUCUUUAGCAGUGAAACACCCUAUCAAAUUUGCCGGUAAAUUGACAACAGUCUGUCGUAUGCCAUCGUGUUUAUGCCAAAUUUUUCGUUCGUGUCUUACUAUACUAGUUGUAGAUGGUAACAUUGUAGGUGCUUGGCACUUUUGCUUAUGAGCCUAUGCAAACCGCAAAGUAAAAGUUACUCUAUACUUGUGGGUGGGGAAGUUUUAUCGAUGAGUAUCAUCCA
Uranotaenia lowii is the source of this 1812-nucleotide messenger RNA. RefSeq names its product protein Lilipod-like. Gene Ontology annotation, biological process: signal transduction. Gene Ontology annotation, molecular function: transmembrane signaling receptor activity. Lineage: Eukaryota; Metazoa; Arthropoda; Insecta; Diptera; Culicidae. The coding region runs from base 934 to 1581 and encodes 215 amino acids. The transcript is spliced from 5 exons. The record is from RefSeq and is a predicted model, not a curated record.